CAUACUCCAAAACUCUUUCACAGAGAUUUACUCAGAGUCUCAGUGGUCCAGCAUGGAGCUGCAGCUGCUCAUUCUCUGCAGUUAAAUUGAUACAACCUGGAUGAGAAAUCUGAGGCGAGUUGGUUGGAGAACAUGUUGACCAAUGGAAUCUGUCUGCAAUGACUUGGUACAUCAGCAGUAAUUUCACUAUGGAGUUGUUCAGAGUUUGGUCCAAAUAUCAGAGGGUGGUUCUGAUCACAUCGAUGAUGUUCAUGCAAGGAAUACUUUUUACAGCAGUGGCAGACAGGUGUUUAUCCCCUCCUUGCACCAGUGGUGAAAGAUGUAUCGACCACAUGGGUCAACAUGUGUGUCUUUGCCCCAAAGAAUCGGAUAAAUUGUACAUGGGUGCAAACUGUGAUGAACUGUAUGAUCCCUGCAUUUUUGCACCUUGCACCAACUGUACCAGCGAACUAGGAACGGAUCAGUACACCUGUCACUGUCCAGAUGGCUUCACGGGGAACAGCUGUGAACAGAAUAUGGAUGAAUGUCAGAGCAACCCCUGCACUGGUGUUAAGUCCAACUGCGUUGACAAAGUCAAUGGUUAUUCAUGUCAUUGUCCUCUUGGAUUUGGAGGUGAGGACUGCCAGGAUUAUGUGUUCACUUGCACAAUGGAAACAUGUCAGAACGGUGGCACUUGCCUGGACAUCCCAGACUAUGGUCCCAAGUGUCUAUGUGCUGCUGGAUUCAAUGGUGUGGACUGUAAGGAAAAUAUUGAUGAGUGUGAAUUGGACCCCUGCCAAAACGGAGCCAUCUGUAAAGACAGAGUAAACGGCUAUCAGUGCUUCUGUGUGCCCGGAUUUCAGGGUUACCACUGUGACCUGGACAUUAAUGAAUGUGCCUCACGACCCUGUCAGAAUAAUGGCACAUGUCUGGAUAUGGUGGAUCGAUACCUUUGCAACUGCCCCCCAGGUUUUGAAGGCAUUAACUGUGAGAUGGAGAUCGAUGAGUGCGAAUCACUUCCUUGUCGUAAUGGUGCCACCUGUCAAGACCAUGUUGCCAUGUACUCGUGUGAGUGUGUGGCAGGUUUCCAGGGCCAAGACUGUGAGGUCAACAUUGACGAAUGUUCCAGUAUGCCUUGUCUGAAUGGGGGCCAGUGCAAUGAUAGGGUCAACAGUUAUGAGUGUGACUGUGAUGGGACAGGCUUUAGUGGGGACCACUGUGAAAAUGAUAUUCUUGAAUGUGCAUCUAACCCCUGCAUGCAUGGAGCCACAUGCUUAGAGGGAACCAACCAGUACGGGUGCCUCUGCUUGGAAGGUUACGAAGGGGAGAACUGCGAGGUGGAUAUAGAUGAGUGUGAACAGCAUCCGUGUGCCAAUGGAGCAGAGUGUUUUCAGCGCUCAGAUAUCCAGAACUAUGAAAGACUUCCUGAACUGAGAAUGGUAAAUUUUAGCUAUAACACAGCAGGUGGCUAUUUGUGUCGCUGCCUGCCAGGAUUUUCAGGUUACAACUGCUCAGUCAAUAUCGAUGAAUGUGAGUCGGCUCCAUGUCUUCAUGGAGGAAGCUGUCAGGACCUGGUCAACUCCUUUCAAUGUGUGUGUCCUUGGGGUUUCACAGGUGUUUUCUGCGAGGUUGACAUCAAUGAAUGUGACAGCAAUCCCUGUCUGAACGGAGCCACAUGUGAAAAUGGUGCCAACUCCUACAAGUGUCACUGUCCCUCACCAGAGCAAGAUCAGGAACCCUGGGGUGGACGUGACUGUGAUGUGAAGCUGCUUGGCUGCCGGCAGAACCAAUGUCAAAAUGGGGCAACCUGCAUGCCAAUACUGAAAAGUGAUGGGGGGCACAGUUACAUCUGUAUGUGUCCCCCUGGCUGGGGUGGAGAACGCUGCAAUACUUCAACGACUUUCUCCUUCAACAGAGAGGGUUAUGUUUAUAUGCAGCUGCCAGUUUUCAAGAAUAGGAAUACACAAGAGGCUGUAGAUAAAAUCCAAGGACUCCACAUGCAGCUUCGUUUCAGGAGUACUCUCCCAAACAUGGUGGUAUACUACCGGGGAACAGCUGAGCACUUUCUCUCCCUAGAACUUGUUAACGGCUUCCUCCAAGCUGUAGUAAACUCAGGGAGGUUACUGAAGUUGGUUUACUCCACCCCAUUCAAUGAUGGGAAAUGGUACCAAGUGACUGUGACCAUGGAUGAGGGGUUGGUUUUGACCGUUCAAGGGCCUGGUUGUAAGGAAGGAUGCCAGAUCAGGAAUGAAAGUCACAACCAUCUGAUUUUCCUCCAGCCCAACUUUUUCCGACAGCUUUAUAUUGGAGGAGUACCUCCAGAAUAUUCCACUCACUUUUCAAGUGGAAAAGGAUUUAUUGGCUGUAUAGAAGACCUUAAAGUUGACCUGAAACUGUUGCUACCUCAAGACCUCAUAAGGGAAGAAAACAAAGGCUUGGAACUUGGAUGUUCAAAAAAGGAUUGGUGUUCUAACAGAGUCUGCUCGGAGCAUGGACAGUGUGUGGACAUGUGGGUUCAUGCAGACUGUGUCUGUCAUCGGCCAUAUUAUGGCAUUCACUGUGAAAAAGAAUACUCCUCAUGGACGUUUGGCCAUGAAAACACCAGCAGCCACUCCGCAGUCAACAUUUCAACCAGCCAUGGAGAAAAUUUCACCAUUUCCUUUUUACUGCGAUCCCUCAAACCCAACGGUUUAAUCCUGCAGUUCCGCCGAGAGGGAGAGUCCUAUUUGACAAUCUAUCUCAAGGAAGGCACUGUUGCCAUCUACAGUCCUCACACAACUCUUUUGUCAGAAUCUAAGCAAGUCACUGAUGGGAAGAAUCAUUUAGUGAUGAUACAGAUUAACAAUUCUCAUGUGGUUUUCCCUAAAGCCGGGAAUCAUCGGGCCAUAGGCAACAUUAAUAUAGAAGCAGGAGAUGUGGCCUUUGUUGGAGGGCUCCCUGCAGGCAAGAAUACUAAUGCAUGGGGUGGAAACUUCAAGGGGUGCUUACAGGACAUUCGACUGGAUGACAAACAAAUAAGUUUUGGUGAUCAUCCCAAGGAUUUGGAAAUUUACCAGUCAACCACAGAGAACGUGCAUAAAGGAUGUAACAGUGACAACACAUGCAAGGUUAACCCCUGUUUAAAUAAGGGGAAAUGCCAGGUCACUUGGAAUGAUUUCAAGUGCUUGUGCCCUGUGAACUUUUCUGGCCAGCUCUGUGAAACACGCCUGUGGUGCAUUGACAAGCCCUGCUAUGAAGGAGCAAGCUGUGUGGAUCUGAUGGAUGGUUAUGAAUGUUUGACAGAAGCUGUUUUUCAAAACAACUCUAUUCAGUAUAUUGCCAAUGGCUCCCUUCUGAACCCUGUGACGAACAUCACCAUGGCCAUACGGACACGGAACGAGAAUGGGAUCUUGUUGCGUUCUGAAGGCAGAGCACAAGUAUUGUGUUUGGGCCUAUUAAACUCCAGCCUACUGGUCAAACUGGACAGUGGGCCAGGUGAAGAACUACUGGCCUUUACCAGCGACAGGACCAUCUCAGAUGGUGCAUGGCACCAGAUCCACCUCAGUAUGGUCAACCCUCUGUCUUCAGUGUCUCGUUGGCACCUCACUAUUGAUGGGCAGAGGACUGGUGUCAGCUUUGGAGUAAGCGGCAACUUGAACUUUCUGAAUAACAGCAAGGUUUGGCUGGCCGAACGCUACAUUGGAUGUUUACAGGAAGUGAGAAUAGGUGGCGUUUAUCUGCCUCUAAUAAAGGUACCAGACACACCACAGCGAAGCCGGUUCUCCAAGAUAAGUGGCCUUGAACCAAUCAUUGGGUGCCAAGGUUCACCAGUUUGUGAUGCCCAGCCCUGCCUUAACCAGGGUGUGUGUCAUGACCAGUUUAAUGAGUUUAACUGCAGCUGCGGCCCUGGAUGGGAAGGGAGCUUGUGUGAGAAGGAGAUAAACGAGUGCUCUUCAGCUCCCUGUGUCUACGGUUUAUGCAAAGACCUCAUGGCAGACUAUCAGUGUGAAUGUGAACCUGGAUAUAAAGGGAAAAAUUGUCAGGAUGAAGUGGAUAAUUGCCAGGAGUUCAGCUGCGUAAAUGGAGGAUUAUGUGAACAAGUUGCUGGAACUUAUACCUGCUCAUGUCCUCCUGGGUACAAGGGCAAGCGUUGUCAAUGGCGUUUCCCGCCAGUAGCUUGUGAUGCAUUCAUGGAUUGCCUUAAUGGUGGGGUUUGCAUAGGAGGCAACUGCACCUGCAAACCUGGAUACACUGGUGAAAGGUGUGAGAUGGAAAUAGAUGAGUGUGAAUCCAGUCCCUGUCAAAAUGGAGCCACCUGUCUAGACCAGCUCAACCACUUUCAGUGUGUGUGUGUCACAGGCUUCAGUGGUAAAUUGUGUGAUAACAAAAAAGGGGAGCAUAAGGAGCGAGUUCCCUGGCUGGCAGUGACCAUCCCCCUGACAACCCUGUGUGUGCUGCUAGCCAUUGUGACAGUUUUUUUCAUGAUCAUGACAGCACGAAAGAAGAGGCAGUCAGAGGGCACAUACAGUCCCAGCUCUCAGGAGGUAGCCGGCGCAAGGUUGGAAAUGGGAAGCGUGCUCAAAGUACCACCCGAGGAGAGGCUGAUCUAAAUUCUGAAGUUGCCUUCUCAGAAUCUUGCAUCCAAAGGAUGCAUAUAAUGCCAGAGCAAAUAUAUAUAUGGCAAAAUCAUACUGAUUGCUCUACAAACUCAGAAGAAACAGUAGGGAAGUCAGCUGCCUGGAACAGCUGCUGAUGCUGGAUACAAAUGAAUUCAUUUUUGCUUCUUUCUUGUGAUGAUAUAAAAAGGAAAUGACGGUUUGUGAAACAAAAAGAAUCUCAAUGAUUGUUGCAUAAUUCUGUGAGGAAAUUUGCACAAGUCUUUUACACUGUGACAAGUACUGUCAACCCUUUGGCAGCGGGAAUGAUUUUUAAACCAUUGAAUUCAGUAUUUUUGUACCUGAUCAACUUGUCCUACUUUUCUUUGACAAAUAAUGUGUUCAUAUGAGUAAGAAAAACAUACCACAAACCAUUUGAAUGUAUUUAGAGUUUAUUUAGUAGAACUGUCUCUAAAUGUUAAUCUAUUUGGGCUUUCAAAGACAUUCUUACUGCUGUAUAUAGGAUGUCCUGAUCAGGAUUUCUUUUUUUCUGUUACUUAUUACAGAAUAGGCAUUUCAUAAUAUUUACUCCUCAAUUGUUUUUUAAUAGAAGUAGAAAAAAAAUGACCACAGUGAAUACCUAAAUAUAUUUCCUUAAAAUUACAUUAAAAUCUCAGAUUAAGAAGUUGUAGAAAACUGCUCUGUUAUUCUAAGAAACAUCUCCCAGAAAAUGUUCCAAUAAUCUGACUGGACACAUAGUUGUAGUUUCCUUUGAACACGUGUUGCUCUUUUUGCCUUUGUUUUGAGUGAACCAUUUUUUUUCUGUAGCACUAGGCAGCAUGUUUACUCACUUUUUUAAUAUGACUCUAAAUUCUCCUUAUAAAUAAUUAAAUUAUGGUUCCAGUAAGAGCACAGAAAACAGAAAUCGCUGUUCUCUUGCUUUAGAGACUUAAUGUUUAAAUAAUUUAGGUAAAACAAAAAUGUCUUUCUCCAACACUAAACAGGCAGUUUGCAAUGAUAAAUAUUUAGCAUGAACAAUGUGGUCAGCAUCAAACUGAGUGUUUAGUGGGCACAAACACAGAACUCCAUCAGGCUCCUAAAGACAAAUCAGAUUGGGGCAUCUUCAGCUGUAUCCCUUUCUUUGUGUACACUGUAUGAAUGAACAGGGUGACCCUGCCAUCUAGAUUUCUACCUGUAUUUGACUUUGUGAUUGUCCUCAUAUGUGUGUCUUGUACUGCAUGUGUAUGUACUGUAUGCUACAAAGGUUGAAGUCACUGUAUCCUCCAUAUUCCCAAUGGUAUAUUUAGACAAUUUUAUUUAAAAAAAUGUGACUGUUGCGGCUAAUGUGUCAGAAAAAGGUCAAAAUGUGGAUGUUUUAAAUUUUGUAAAGAACAUCUGCUUGAUGUCUGAUGUAUGUAAGAACAUCUGCUUGAUGUAUAGGUGAAUCAUGAAUAUUCACUUUUUGUGUUUGACAAUUUAACGGGCAUACUUUAUUUAUGAAGGCGUUUUAACUCUAAAACUACUAACAUGGGGUGUCCAGAGGAAAAAUAGUCAUGCAUCUGUGGUUCAGCAGAGAUAAACACUAAUUUCAAAAGGCUUGAUUUGUUAGAUAUAUCCAAUUUCUAGAAUAACCAAUGAGGUGCAGUGAUGUAGCAUUUAACUAAACCGCACAAAUACAGAUUUUAAUACAAAAAUGUAUGGUUGAUAGCUCGUGGAGCUUGAAGAGCUUUAUUUAAAGCAUCUCAGUAAAAAAAAACAUCUCCUUUUUUGAAGAACUGGAAAGCCCACUUUGCCUGACAAGAAUGUGCAUAGAAAACUGUUAGAAGAACCUGUGAUCUAGCAAAACACCUAUCCAUCCAUCCAUCCAUCCAUCCAUGCAUCCAUCCAUCUUCUCACACUUAACUUGUGUGCGGCUGGCACCUAUCUCCCUCAGUCUAUGCACAAAAGUAAGGACUUGGACCGGUUGCUAGUCCUUCAUGGAGUAACACAUAGACACACAACCAUGCAUACACACACUCACACCUAAGGAAAAUGUAGAGAUGCCAGUUAACCUAACACUCAUAUUUUUGGACUGUGGGAGGAAGCCGGAGUAUCCGGAGAAAACCCACGCAUGAAAGAACAUUCAAACUCCAUUUGGAAAGACCCUGGUCGGACAAUAAAACAAACAGUUGUUUUAGAUGCUGAGAGCCUGUUAAAGGGUGAGCUCUUGUGUCAAACUCGAAGCAAACUUACUGCUCCAAGUACUUACCUACUGCGCUCAUUUAUACUUUGCUGAAAAACUAGCAACCAAUUUCUUUAUUAUGAUUUCUCUUAAUUAUUUCACACUAAAUGUAUUAGCACAAAAAUGUGUGAAUUAGCACAACAAAUAAGUUAAAUGUUAUGUCAGUUAGUUGGUAGUGCAGGGUUAUGUUUUGAUAAAAUCAGAAUUAGUCCGCAAAUUUGACACCACUACUGUAUACUUGCCUGUACCCAGAGAAGCACUACUUGCCUUUUAUUCUAGUUUCAUCUGUGCUGUCGGUUUCCCAAAUUCACGGUCUGUAAAUUUUACAGAAAACAUUCCACAUCGCCCCGAAAAUCGCACAGUGUACGCCCGGCUUUAGUUUUAAGUAUUUCAUGUAAAUCAUGUCUUAAGGGUAACAAGAUAAAACCGCAUAUACGAGUAGUUUAAAGUGAAUGCUUUUAAAUCCUUCCUUUUCCCCCUUAAAUUAUGCAGUUGUGGUCUCUAUGAAGUGGAACUGCAAUACUCUGGUCUGAAUUCUUUGUCUUUGUAACUUCACAGGUUCCUACUUUACCACUGUUCGGAGAGUACCUCAUUCUGGUGCAGCUUCUUAAAAUAGUCAGUCCCCCCUAAGUAUUGAUCUCCACCAUGUUGGUGAUUGUUUUACCCCAUUGGUGAUUGUUUUAGUUUGAUAGUAGACUAUCAAAUGGAAGACUUUCUCACAGCCUUGAACCUUUCUGGUCAGAUGACAAAAACCGAAGACUCUUUCCUAUUUUUUUUCAAAAAAAAUUGUCAUUACACUGUCUCAAGUACAGAGCAACAAUCUCUAUGCAUUUAAACCAUCCCCGGCCUGCCGUUGUGCGGCGCCCAGGGAGCAGUGUAGACUUGCUCAGGGACCCAGAGUGGCAGUCCUUGGGAGUGGAAACCUCAAGAUUCCAAGCUGGGGAUUUCCACACAACUCCUGACAGACUGAAUUCAACUUUUAUAGACUCCUAUAGGAUAUAAGUACAUUGAAAAAAUAUUUAGGAGCUAAAAUUCCACAGACAGCCUCAGCAGAUGGUCACUCACUCUGAGCCCUGUUCUGCUGCAGGUUUUUCCUGCAGCAGAUUUCUUCCUGUUUAAAGUGAGUAUUAUUUUUCAUUGGUGCUCCAAGCUUGUCUGCUGUUAUGGAUAGCUGUUGAGUCAACGAGUCAAUGCAAUCAGCUGGUUUUCCUCAGAAAACUUUAACUAAUCUGACUGUACGAUUUGGUUGAAUUGUCUCUGUUAAGUGCCUCGAGAUGACGUGUUGUGAUUUGGAGCUUUAUAAAUAAACUGAAUUGAAUUAAUGUGGAUUUUUGCACAUGUCAACUUAAAGUACAGGCUAGUUAGGAAAAAAAAGCGAAAUCUGAGACCUAAAGGACGAAAAGAUUAUGUAUUUUCUUCAUUCUUUGGCUCCUCUUCAAGGAUGUACAUGGCAAAAAGUCUGACAUGUACAAAAACAUCAUCUGAUAUAUUCUUUGUGAAUAUUGUAAAUUAAUGUCUAGUCAGUUCAAGCUAUGUUUUGCUAUCUUCUUCCUGUCAAAACCCAUUCUAUCUUUAACAUUCAAACACAAAUACAAUCUGAAAGAAAGCCCUGGAUAAAGAAUAAAGAGAAUAAAGAGCAACAAAUGUAUGUUAUCUUAAGUGUUAUGACACUGGUACGUUAUUUAUUGCUGACAUAACUUUGCUUUAUUAUUUUGUAGAAUUGCAUGACCGUAGGCAAGAUAAUUUUAUCUAAUCCAGUUGAUAUUGGCAUUGAGUAUUCUAUAUCAAAGGGUUAAAAGAACCAUUUGAAAAUGGUAAUUCCAAAGUUAUGUGAAUGGUGCAACACUAAUAUGUGCCUUGAUGUUCUCCUGAAUCCAAGGAAAAAUGUUAUAUUGGUCCUCUUCAGAUGUGAUUGAGACAUAUCCAGACUGCUAAGGAGAAAUAUUUGGGAGACCACUAACUGUGGAAGGUUUAGUGCUUCCCCAAUCUUACAUCUUUAGCUGAUUAAAUACAUAAAAGUCAUGUAUAGUGUACUAAAUCAUUUUGAUUAAAACUGCAGUAUGCUCAGGAUUAGUAAACAGAAACUCAAUGAAACUUUUCCAAUUUGUUUCACUGUUAAACCAAAACAAUUAUUUCCCUCAUUGACUUAAACCCAUUUUGAGUUUAGAAGCUUCUAAGUGUCAAAAAUUAUUUUUUCUCAAUUUCUUUGGUUGGAGUCUCUUAAUUUGAUGUCCUUCUGAAAAACAGCUCUUACUGUACAUCAACUAAAGCUUUCUAUGUAAAGAAGGGGUGUGUUUGAGACCAUAGAUGUCUAUUUUUAACGUCUGUUGUUUGUAUUUCUGUAAACAUAUGGAUCUUAGUGUAUUUUUUUGUUUGUUUUUUAUUGUUCAAGUGAAAAAAUAAAAUAGAGUAAAUUCAA
Cyprinodon tularosa is the source of this 9193-nucleotide messenger RNA. RefSeq names its product protein crumbs homolog 1-like. NCBI's taxonomy places the organism in Eukaryota, Metazoa, Chordata, Actinopteri, Cyprinodontiformes, Cyprinodontidae. The record is from RefSeq and is a predicted model, not a curated record. Gene Ontology annotation, cellular component: plasma membrane; protein-containing complex. Gene Ontology annotation, molecular function: calcium ion binding. Gene Ontology annotation, biological process: heterophilic cell-cell adhesion; establishment or maintenance of epithelial cell apical/basal polarity. The coding region runs from base 159 to 4568 and encodes 1469 amino acids. The transcript is spliced from 13 exons.